This is a messenger RNA of Mercenaria mercenaria, 3375 nucleotides long. RefSeq lists its product as uncharacterized. Gene Ontology annotation, molecular function: protein binding. The coding region runs from base 261 to 3356 and encodes 1031 amino acids. The record is from RefSeq and is a predicted model, not a curated record. The transcript has 3 exons. Lineage: Eukaryota; Metazoa; Mollusca; Bivalvia; Venerida; Veneridae.
UAAAACGCGGCCUUCAAAAUAUUUGGAGAGUUUUAAAGUCGUUCAGUGUACAGUCCAUAAAAAAAAACAAACGUGUUUGUAAACAUGGACGGAUCCAAACAGAAGGGGAAGAAGCAUUUUAUAGAAAUAUUUUGAUCAUGGCAAAAUACAAUACAUAUCGUAGCCCUGACCAACCUAUAAACCGGGCCAGUCUAUUUUAUAAGUGCAACAACACGGUUGAACCAUUUAAACAAGCUGUAAGAUAUCGCAUUUCAUGUUAAAUGUACAAAAUGGAUGAAUUACGAAAUUCAAAAUGUCAGGACUUUAUCUGUGUUCUUUACGGAUUUGUGUACACGGGUGGAAAAAUGGAAAGAUAUACGAGAAACAAAAUGAAAACCUUUCACCAAAAUAUAUGUGGACAAUUAGCUGGACUUCCGUGUUGUCAACAACAAUGCAGUGCCACGUAUAAGUUGAAUUUCAAGAGGUGGUGUGAAACAUGUUCAAAAUGGAGGAAAGAACUUAUGAAAGGAAGACGACCAGGCAAAACAGAGUGGGAAAAACUUAAAUCAUGGAAGUGGCCAGACUCUUACGAAAACAUAGUGGAUGUUUUUCUGCCGAGCGAUUGGACGAAACACAAUGUAACACAGUUUUCUGAUAUAUCAACCCAGUGCCACAUUUGGUAUGCGUGUAAAGCAUUUGAUUUAAAUCAGACUUUUGUAAAGAAUGUUCGAAAUGCGCGAAACUCCACUUGUCACAACCCAAGUUUCCAAGUUUCUGAUGUUGAGAAGGCAAAAGCAUUUGAUGCAUUGACAGAUUUAAUUAAAGAUCCUGACACAGCAACAGAUAUCGAUGUGAACAGCUGUUUAAAUGAACUCAAAGACAUUGAGAGUAAUCAGUAUUUACCCGAUUACAUGAAUGAAUCAUUACUAAUGAAAGUAGCAGCAAUUAUUGGGGAAAGCCAAAGCACCAUAGAAAGGAAGUUGAUUGACAUUUGUGAACAAUUAGCUUAUAUUAGAGAUGAAAACCAGGAUAGGACUUUAGAUAAUCAUAUAAGAAGGUCUGAAGCAAGAACUAGGAGUAUUAAGACAGAUAUUAAACAAACAAAAGUGGCCGUCUUGAUUAUAUUCCUCCUUGUGAUAUGGACCAACAGCCUACAUCAUGUGCUGUUUCAAGGAGCCAAUGUUGAAAAUGUCGAACAAAACUAUCUAGGUGAAGGUGACUGCUUCUCCGAAAACUAUAGUUAUCCAUUCGCACAAGAUCUACCCUUGCUAGAUUACGUACGGGAUAAUAAAACUCUUGUCGGCAGAAAAUGGCUGUUUAAAUUAUUCCAAAGAAAACUACUGCAUGUUAAAACAUCGUCUCGCGGGAUAGUCUCUGUUGCAGAAUUCGGAUAUGGAAAAUCUGCUAUCAUUUCCCAUUUGCUCUGUGCAAAGCAAGGUGAAAAGGGGCGAUUUCUGAGAGACCAUGUGACUGCAUUUCAUAUCUGUAAAUAUGACGUUGCUAGCACACAAUCACCAGAGAGAUUCAUCAGACGUAUGGUGGGAUUCUUUGCAACGCGAAUCCCGGAAUACGGCAGUAUAAUUUCCUUGCUUUCCGAAGCAUCUGUUUUGUAUGACAGCGAAAAAUGUGCCAAGGAGCUAGAAGCUUGCUUUGAUCAAGCCUUCAGAAUUCCAUUUAAGAAAAUUAAAACUGAAUCUUCUACCAGGAUAAUAGUUAUAGAUGCGCUUGAUGAAUGUUAUCAUUCGUCCAAAAAUAAGAAUUUUAUCUUAGAUUUACUGUCUACACGUAUUCAGUAUUUCCCGAAAUGGAUACAAUUCCUUAUAACAACAAGAGAUAUGGUACAAUUGCAGACUUUGCGAAAGUUAGAAAGAUUACAUCUUUUAACAAAUGAUUCCAACAAUUUGAAAGAUAUCGAAGAAUACGUCGAAAUGAUUUAUAAAGAAAGUUCUGGUAUUGUCCAUUCUAAAAGUCAGAAAGUAAUGAAACAUUUACGUGAAAGCAGUGAAGGCAACUUUCUCUAUAUCAUACAUGCUUUACAAUAUAUUGAAAGCCCAGAAUUUAAUGGUACAUUGCCUGAAUUACCAUUGUCUCUAGAAGAUAUCUAUGAAUUAAACUUUGACCGACAAUUUCAAGGUGGCAAAACAUUUAGCAUUGCUAAAGUUAUUCUUGAAGUUAUAUGUGCAAGUUUAACACCUCUCAACAAAACAGAUAUCUACAAUAUAUUGAAAAAUAGUGAGACUAUAAACACGACAUUUACAGGGUUUGAACAGGAAUUUGAAAAGCUAACAUUUUUUGUGAAAGCCGAAGACGGAGUUAUUUUGAGACAUAAAGCAAUACACAGUUGGUUAAUAGCUUCAACUACUGGACGGUACAAAGUGUCUCUUACUGAAGGGCAUAUGAUGAUUUCAAAGCACUUACUAAAAACGGUAGAGAAAGACGGAACGGGGGACAUUUUGCCUUUGGUGAUUCAUCUGAGUAAUUCUAAAGACCAGUCACUACGAAAGGUUUUUCUCUCCUUUGAUAUCAAAAAGGUAAUGUAUUUCGAGGAGGAAAAUGUCCUACAAAAUCUCAUUAGUAUGACAGAUUCUGAAGAUGCUCUUAAACUUCUUUUAUCUCACCAUUUGGAUGUAAACAUUAUUGACAGAAAUGGAGUGAGCCCAGCAUUUCAUGCAGCAGCUAAAGGACAUUUAAGUCAACUUAAGCUACUCCUUCACAAAGGUGCGGACUUGCAUUUUGCUGUAAACUCUUGUAGACGCUGUGACACAUACUUAAAUGAAAUUACAAAUACCAUAGAGGAGAUAAAGACAACAUUCUAUUCUGGAUAUGGAUUACUUCAUAUAGCCGUUCAGCAUGAAUCUACUGAGGUUACCAAGUAUUUAAUUCAGGAGACAAAAAUUUCUUUGGAUGGUGAAAACGUUUUAGGACAGCGGCCAAGUGAUAUAGCCUGCGUAAUUGGAGAUAUUGAAGUCGUGAAAAUGUUUAUAUCUCAUAAAUCAAAUGUUAUAGAUGAUAAAUGUUUAUAUUUAGCUACAAGGAAUGGCCACUUCGAUAUCAUAAAAUACAUUCUAGAGUCAGGUUUCCGUCCCAGCUGUAUCGCAGAUAAAACCGCGACGAAUGAAUUUGAUAGAAUAAUGCAAUCUUGUAAAUGUGAAAUCAAACCGUCUGUUAUAUCUAGUAAAGUUAGACCUUUGGACACGUGGUGGAUCGUCCUCCAAGAAACGCCGCUUCAUUUUGCAAUACGGUCUGGUCACUUAAAGAUCGCUAAGUAUAUUACAGAAAAAACAAAACGUUUGAACAGAUGUAUCGAUGUAUAUGGUUAUACACCUUUCUUACUAGGGAUAAAGCACGACAGAUAUCAAAUAACUCACAUGUUAUGAAACAGCGUGUCUAAGGAUA